Messenger RNA from Elgaria multicarinata webbii, 2905 nucleotides. RefSeq names its product chromosome 8 C3orf33 homolog (gene MISO1). NCBI's taxonomy places the organism in Eukaryota, Metazoa, Chordata, Lepidosauria, Squamata, Anguidae. The transcript has 5 exons. The record is from RefSeq and is a predicted model, not a curated record. Bases 8 to 733 code for a protein of 241 amino acids.
GGCGGCUAUGGCGGGACAGCGAGGCGGGGAGCCGACGAAUUAUAUCGCGCGCCUCUCGGAAUGGGCGGACGCGCAUCUCACUUUCGUCCGGAACAUCAGCACUGGAAUGGCAAUAGUUGGAGUGAUUUUACUUGCAAAAAGUGUUAAACUGACAACUAAAUUCACGAAUGCUUUAGAAAUACCACUAGAGUUUAUACAGAAGAAUGUUAAGCUACGGGGACGAUUACGCCGAAUAACGGAGCAUGGAUUAGAAAUUGAACACGUUCCCAUUACCCUUCCAAUCGUUUCAUCUUUGCAGAGGAGAUGGCAUUCAGAUGGUCUGUUGCUGAUCAGGCUGGCUGGUGUGGAGCUAACCCCAGAUGGCACAGUCUGGUUAAAAGAAGAGGUACAACCCGCACAAAUGGUGUGGUUCCAACUUCUGGGAAGGAAGGAUUCAGUGCUUGAUUGCCUUGUGGUAGUAAAUAAGGGUAGAUUUUCCAGCAUCUGUCUGAAUGAAGAGAUACUAAGACAUGGGCUUGGCAAGACAAUUUGUAUUGAAGGACUAGCUCAUGAAUCCCAGCUAUACUGGAAGCUUCACAGGAGGCUACUUCAGGCUGAAUUGAAAGCUGUGAAGAAAAGGAAAGGAAUCUGGAAAGAAGAAACAUUAGUUGAGAAGCUUAACGAGCAUAUAAGCAAGAAUAAAUAUAUGCAGAAGUUAAAACAAUUUGCAACCUGGCUAAGAAUGCGCCUCUGAAAGCAUAAAUGGGAGGUGGAGGAAUGACGCACACCAGAUGGACAAAGGAUAGAAAACUGUAUUUUCCUUCUGUCAGAAUAUUAUAAUGAAUGCCUCGCCUUCUGUUGGUGUCUCCUGACAUAAGGGAAGAAAAUGAAAACAUCACAGGAAAUAUUUCUCAGGGAGAUAGGUGCAUAUAGCAUAUUGAGAUGAUAGUGUAAUUUAAAAUAUAAGCUUCUUUAAAAUGAAGAGGUUGGUCUAGGCCACAUAAUUGUGUCCAGCAAGAGAAGAAAACCUAAGGCUUGUUGAACCGAGGGAAAAGUGAGAAUGGUGGUGAUAAAUUGCUUAGAGCAUGGCUGUGGCUGCUGAUUUAUAGGAGUCAAAUUCUUUGCACCUAGAUUAGACAGCUGAGAGAGAGUGAGAGCAGAGAACCCUCUCUCCUUAUAAGUGGGUGAAACUUAGGCUCAGUUCAUGUAAGCAUUCAUCAGGCACAGGUUUUCAGCUAGUGUUGAAUUUUGACCCCUUCUGCCUGUAACAAUGUGGUAAUGUACACACACUGCCACCAGGUGCUGAAUUGAGCUCAGAUUGGUAAAAGCGUUUCUAGUUAGGUUUAGUGCGUGGCACAUGGACAUAACAGACUUGCCAUAGUAGGCUAUUGCCGCUUGAAAUUGGCACUGGCUGGCUGAGAUCCAUGGCUACCACCAACCAAACGUGUUGUGUGAGUUCACCCCGCAGACAUCAUGGGCUUUGUGCUCUCUGUCCUAGGGAUAUUAUACAUUUUAUCCAUUGUCCCAUACGCAAAAGGUGUAAACGAAACGUCAAAGCACAGCACUUGCAGUUCCUCCUUCCUUGUCCCUGGCACUGUACCAGUACUACUAUUCUAGAAUAUGUGGAAGAGAUGCCAACCCAUGUGUGUACACAUAGUUAGCUUUGGUUUAUUUUGAGGCCUGUUUCUAAUACAGCUCACUGAGUGGAUACUGCACCAUUUUGUAAGCUUUCUGUGGGUUGGGGCUGUAUGGCUGAAAUCCAUUGAACUGUGUGGGGUAAUAACUUCAAGAAGACAAUUUGAAAUCCCCCUUUUGAGCAUAGAAAGCACCCGUCCAAAUAGCUGCUGCUUCUGUGAAUUAAGCCUCUUCAAUUUUGCAGGGACUAGAUAGGUUCAAGAGCAAAUGGAUCUGCUUAUAUUGUUUAUAGACUACUUAUAUAGUUGCAGUUCUAACAGCGCAAUCCUAUGCAAGUCUACACAAAAGUAAAUUCCAUUGAAUUCAAUGAGGCUGUUUUCCAUGUCAGUGCUUAUGGGAUUGCAACCUAAGUGCACUGAUGUAGAAACAAGUUUCUUUAAUAUUAAGGCAUCCAAAACAAUGUUUGCUGGAUUGGGAUAUAAGAUUAUUGCUGUGUAACCUUCAUUGUGUACUCCUGCCAAGAUUAAUAGCCCUGAUCAUAAGCUCUGAGCACAUGACUGUAUUUACUUUGGUGGAACAUUAUGUAUUUCUGUUUGUUCUGAACCAUUUAUUUAUAUGCUUAACUACAGUUUGGAAACCUGAUGAUUUAAUAAUCUUGCCUAUAAAUCUAGAAAAUAGUAAUCAAAACAGAGAAUUAAAUAACCUAGUAUUUCUUGUGCUAUUCUGUGCUGUCUUUGCAAAUCUGUCCAAUACAAAAGAAUAUAUAUCCCCCAAAGAUUAGCGUAUUUAUUUACUAGAUUUUCAAUUGAUAACUUGAACAGUAAAAUGUUUUUUCUCUUGUAAAGUCACUAAUUUCCUGUGUAACUUGACUACAUUGCUAUUAUAUAAAGCUAACAGCAUCUAAUAUGUACGUGCAUCUAAUACGCAUGUUGCUGGCUGUGGCAGAUGGACCUCUGGGCAUGCAAGAAGUGUGUGAGUGCCAACAAUGGAAUACCUGUCCUUGUGAGCCUGCAUCUCAGGAUUGUAGCUUAUGUCUUGCUGAGGGGAUAAAUUGCCUGCUAGUACCUCAUGUUGUCUAAUCCUGUAAUUUUUGUUUAUAACUCAUAUUAAUUAGAAUUGUAUACAUGGGUAUAUUGACAGAAUAGUGUAGAAAAAGGUGAGGAAUUGAGCUGGAUUCCUUGUCAUUAAACUGGCAAGAGGGGCCUGGGCAAGGGGAGUUGUUAAUGGCACAGAACAGUUGCAAUGGCCUCCUUGCCAGCUCUUGGCUCGGCCAAAAUGUCUGUUUAGUUUU